Humulus lupulus (European hop) is the source of this 2481-nucleotide messenger RNA. RefSeq names its product KH domain-containing protein At4g18375. The transcript has 8 exons. Gene Ontology annotation, biological process: regulation of gene expression. Gene Ontology annotation, cellular component: nucleus; cytoplasm. Lineage: Eukaryota; Viridiplantae; Streptophyta; Magnoliopsida; Rosales; Cannabaceae. The coding region runs from base 166 to 2061 and encodes 631 amino acids. The record is from RefSeq and is a predicted model, not a curated record. Gene Ontology annotation, molecular function: mRNA binding.
CACAACGUCAAAUUGAGUAGUAUUGCCUAUCCUUCCUAUCCCAAAGGCGCUUCAACAGCCCCCUCUCCCUCUAUUAAGUUUCUAUUGGAGACUAGGGUUUUUCUGAGUACGAGUUACACAGCUUCGUCCCCAUUUUAGGAAUUAAAGGCUCAAACUUUUCCAGUUAUGGGUGGAAGUGGGAAGCGAGGUCGUUCGCAGAGAGACCACUACGAGAGUGAAAACAAGAACCAAAGACGACGUGGGAAUGAGAAAGACGAAAGGGGCAGUGACGAUUUGAUCGUUUACAGGAUUUUAUGCCCUGAUGGAGUCAUUGGAAGUGUCAUUGGUAAGAGUGGUAAAGUAAUAAAUUCGAUAAGGCAAGACAGUAGAGCAAAGAUCAAGGUGGUUGACCCUUUCCCGGGUUCCCCUUAUCGGGUUUUGACGAUUUAUUCCUAUGUUAAGGAGAAGGUUGAAGUUGAGAUUGAAGAUGAGUUUAAUGAGAGGCGGCCUCUCUGUGCUGCUCAGGAUGCGCUUCUCAGAGUUCAAGCCGCUAUUGCGAAUGCAAUGGCUUCAGUUGGCGAUUCUGAGAAGAAAAGAAGAGAUAGAGAUAAGGAUAAGGAUAAGGAAGAAUGUCAAGUUCUUGUUCCUGCUAGCCAGUCUGCAAAUAUAAUUGGUAAGGCCGGGGCAACAAUUAAGAAGCUUAGAAGCAAGACAAGGACGAGCAUUAAGGUUAACCCUAAGGAUGGUUCUGACCCAGCACAUUCAUGUGCAAUGGAAUUUGACAAUUUUGUUCAGAUAUCUGGCGAACCAGAUGCAGUGAGAAAAGCAUUAUUUGCAAUUUCUGCAAUUAUGUACAAAUUUCCUCCAAAGGAAGAGAUACCACUUGAGACAAAUGUCCCAGAAGCUCCACCAAGCAUAAUUAUCCCAUCAGAUGUCCCAAUUUAUCCACCAAGUGGGCUAUACCCAAGUGCAGACUCUAUUCUGCCUUCUAGACAGAUUCCUUCAAUCUUAGGUGCCACACAUUUACAGGAUAUUCAGGGUUAUGCUGAUACCGGAAAUACAUGGUCUCUUUAUUCAUCUGCUCUUCCUGUAGUGCCUGGUUACAGUGCUGCCACUCGAUCUGAGGAGUUAACUGUUAGGGUGUUGUGUCCUUUUGACAAGAUUGGGCGUGUGAUUGGCAAGGGUGGUGGUACCAUUAAAAGUAUAAGGCAGGCUAGUGGUGCUCGCGUUGAGGUUGAUGACACCAAGGAUGAUCGUAAUGAGUGUAUCAUCACUAUCACAUCAACUGAGUCAGAAGAUGACAUGAAGUCUAUGGCAGUUGAAGCUGUUUUAUUGCUUCAAGGGAAGAUAAAUGAUGAAGAUGAUGACACAGUCACCAUACGACUUCUUGUUCUAUCUAAAGUUAUUGGUUGUAUCAUUGGAAAAAGUGGUUCCAUCAUUAAUGAAAUUCGUAAGAGGACAAAAGCUGAAGUCCGUAUCUCAAAAAGUGAGAAGCCAAAGUGUGCUGAUGUCAAUGACGAGCUUGUUGAGAUGUCGGGCGAAGUUGAUAAUGUAAAAGAUGCACUUGUUCAGAUUGUGUUACGGCUUCGAGAUGAUGUAUUGAAAGAUAGAAAUAGUGCUCGUAAUCCCUCUGCUGGUAGUGACUCAUUAUACUCAGGUGGCACUAGUCUUUCAAUGCCAUCAAUGCUGCCUUCUGUUCCAUCAGUUGCUCCUUUGGGUUAUGAUCAGAGGACCGACAGUGGAAGUGGCUUGGGCUUGAUCUCAUCAAGUAGCCUCUAUGGAUAUGGAUCUUUACCGAUGGGAGAAAAUGGCUAUGGAUCAAUGUCGUCCUAUUCAUCCAAGCUGUAUGGAGGGUUGACACCCCCUUCUACACUUGAGAUGCUGAUUCCUGCUAAUGCAGUGGGUAAGGUCAUGGGAAGAGGAGGAGCGAAUUUAGCCAACAUCAAGAAGAUUUCUGGAGCUGCAGUAGAAAUUUCUGAGUCCAAAUCCUCUCGUGGAGAUCGCGUUGCUCUUAUAUCUGGAACACCUGAUCAAAAGCACACAGCAGAGAGCUUGAUUCAGGCCUUUAUGAUGUCCACUUAACUUCUAGGGAUACCUCUUGGUGUUUGAAGGUGAAUGGUUAUCUAUUGGUCGGUUUUCUCUUUUGUUUCCUGUACUAGCUCCUUUAGGUUUUGGUUUCAGGUGAGGUAAUCUUUAGGUGUAUUUAAGGGCUUCUCCUGACCAUUCCGAACCAGUGACCAUCAAGAUUAUGCAGGAGGAUUGUUGCUUGUUUUAUGUUUAAGGGUAUAGGCCUCUUUCUUUUGUCGUAAUCUGCAACAUCGCCGAACUUAUUAGGAACCUAGUAGGUUCUUUCUUUCCUUUCGUAUAUGGUUUUCUGGUCUUUUCUUGCCUAGUGUAGGCUCCAUCUGAUUUCCAAUGCUAGCAUACUCUGAAUUUGAUGUUCUCACCAGCAAACUUAUUCAGUAGUGAUCAUAAUUUGUCAAUCUUAUUAUAUGUGUGCUA